Messenger RNA from Chaetura pelagica (chimney swift), 1710 nucleotides. It is a transcript of the gene FEM1B, whose product is annotated as fem-1 homolog b (C. elegans). Gene Ontology annotation, molecular function: protein binding. The transcript is spliced from 2 exons. The coding region runs from base 1 to 1710 and encodes 569 amino acids. The record is from RefSeq and is a predicted model, not a curated record. Lineage: Eukaryota; Metazoa; Chordata; Aves; Apodiformes; Apodidae.
AUGUGUCUAAAUCCCUUGGCUGCUGGGAAGUUUCAGCCUCCAGUGCUUCUUUCCUCGGGAGCCCUGUGUGCUCGCUUCGUGAUCGACGGCGCCACGGCGCUGUGGUGCGCAGCGGGGGCCGGGCACUUUGAGGUGGUCAAGCUGCUGGUGAGUCACGGCGCCAACGUCAACCACACCACGGUGACCAACUCCACCCCGCUGCGGGCCGCCUGCUUCGAUGGCCGCCUGGACAUCGUCAAGUACCUGGUGGAGAACAACGCCAACAUCAGCAUCGCCAACAAGUACGACAACACGUGCCUGAUGAUCGCGGCCUACAAGGGCCACACGGACGUGGUGAGGUACCUGCUGGAGCAGCAUGCUGACCCCAACGCCAAGGCCCACUGCGGGGCCACCGCCCUGCACUUCGCGGCCGAGGCGGGUCACCUGGAGAUCGUGAGGGAGCUGGUCAAGUGGAAGGCAGCCAUGAUGGUCAACGGCCACGGGAUGACUCCGCUGAAGGUGGCAGCUGAGAGCUGCAAGGCUGAUGUCGUGGAGCUGCUGCUGGCUCAUGCCGACUGCGACCGGAGGAGCCGCAUCGAGGCUCUGGAACUGCUGGGUGCCUCGUUUGCAAAUGACAGGGAGAACUACGAUAUCAUGAAGACCUACCACUAUUUAUAUUUAGCCAUGCUGGAGAGGUACCGGGACAGCCAGAAUAUCAUUGAAAAGGAAGUUCUUCCACAAAUUGAAGCUUAUGGGAACAGGACUGAAUGCAGGACUCCUCAGGAAUUAGAGUCCAUCAGGCAGGACAGAGAUGCCCUUCACAUGGAAGGCCUCAUCGUGCGGGAGAGGAUUCUGGGCUCGGACAACAUCGAUGUGUCUCACCCCAUUAUUUACCGGGGGGCUGUUUAUGCAGAUAACAUGGAGUUUGAGCAGUGCAUCAAGCUGUGGCUCCACGCCCUGCACCUGAGGCAGAAGGGCAACAGGAACACUCAUAAGGACCUCCUGAGGUUUGCCCAGGUCUUUUCUCAGAUGAUCCACUUAAACGAGCCCGUGAAGGCCAAGGACAUCGAGAGCGUCCUGAGGUGCAGCGUCUUGGAGAUAGAACAAGGCAUGUCCCGCAUCAAAACCACCCAGGACUCCGACAUCCACACCGCCAUGGACAACUACGAGUGCAACAUUUUCACCUUUCUCUACUUGGUCUGCAUCUCUACCAAGACCCAGUGCAGCGAAGAGGAUCAGUCGCGAAUCAACAAGCAGAUUUACAACCUGAUCCACCUGGACCCCAGGACCCGGGAUGGCUCCAGCCUGCUCCACCACGCCGUCAAUUCCAGCACCCCCGUCGACGACUUCCACACCAACGACGUCUGCAGCUUCCCCAACGCCCUGGUGACAAAGCUCCUGCUGGAUUGUGGUGCUGAUGUGAACGCCGUGGACAACGAAGGAAACAGUCCUCUCCACAUCAUUGUCCAAUACCACAGGCCCAUCAGUGACUUCUUGACGUUGCAUUCCAUCAUCAUUAGCCUGGUGGAGGCUGGUGCUCACACAGACAUGACGAACAAGCAGAAGAAGACCCCUCUUGAUAAAAGUACCACAGGGGUGUCUGAAAUACUCCUUAAAACUCAAAUGAAGCUGAGUCUCAAGUGCCUGGCUGCCCGAGCAGUACGGAUCUAUAACAUCAGCUACCAAAACCAGAUCCCUAGAACUCUGGAAGACUUUGUCAAGUUCCACUAG